CAAUUUCGCCCUAUUCUGCAAAAAUUCGAAGGAAGGAAAAAAAAAAUUGUAAAUACGGAAGAAAUUAACGCGGGGGAGGAAAAGGAUCACGAAGAGCGCAACCAUCGAAAUUUCUUCGUCUCCUUCUUCUUCCUCUGAGUGCAGAUCGAGUAGGUGGUUCCGGAAUUUUGUAGAAGAGAAAGAUUGUGGUUUCCAGUUUGGGUUGAAGUUCAUACCCUAUUUAUUUCUAAGGCGGAAAAUAUUGGGGGAAGAAGAACUGAAGGAUCUUCGUAAUUUUUUCGGUACAAUUUGAUUUAGAAAUGGAUUCAUGAGCUGAGGAAUCUGAUAGUAUUUAUUGGAUUUGGAUUUGGAUUAGUGGUUGUAGACGUUCCUCUCGGUAGCCUGCUUAAGUGUGCAGUGUUCGAGGAGCAUAUGGGAAGGGGAGACAAGUUCAGUUGUAAAAGAAAUUUGAAUAAAAGGGUUAGAUCGAAUGAUAAGGGAUCAGAUGAAUCAGAUGAGGAUUAUGUUGUAUCUGACGAGGAGGAAGAAGAAUCUGAAGCUGAUUUAGAAGAAUAUCGCUCAUCUUUAGACGGAGGUGAGUCGGAAGAGGGUUUCAAUGGCGCGGAGGAAGAGGAGUUAUAUGAGCUGGAGGAGGAGAAUGUGAGGCAAAGGAGUUUCGGAAGGCCAAAAAGAAUAGAGGGUCACCGUGCUGAUCGGAAAAUUGGGGGAAAGAAAUCGAGAAAGAUGAAUAAGGUGGUGUCUGAUGAUGAAGAGGAGGAGGAGGAAGAUAGGAUGGAUUAUGAGGAAGACGAAGGGGAAGAAUUGAGUUGGAAAACAAAGGUUGGAAAGCCAAAGGCCAAGAAAGAAGAUGAAGAUGAUGACUAUCAGGAGGGGGAGGAUGACGAGGAGGAGGAGGAGGAUGAUGGUAAUGAAGAAGAAGAGAUAUACAUGGAAAUGGUCAAGAGUGAAAAAGUGGAUGAAGGUUCCUUGCAUAAUAGCGAAAACGGAUUGGUAAUGUUGGGGGAGCGGGAUGAUGUGCGGUAUGAGACAGGCGAAGAAGAUGAUGGAGACUAUGAGGACGAGGAUGAUGACGAUGAUGAAGAAUUUACCCCUGAUGAAUAUAUUUCGCUAGAAGAGGAAGAGGAAGAAGAGCUAGUUGUGGCUAGCAAAAAGAAUAAAACUUUGAAAUCGUGUAAGACAAGUAAGCGAAAAAGGACAACUGGAGGAUGUAAAAGGAGGAAAAAGAGAAUCUCAGUUGCAAGACCUCGUUUACCAAAGGGAGGAAAAAGGAAGCGUGGGCGGAAAAGAAAGGAAAGGUCUGAUGAUGAGAAUGAUGAUCUUGUAGAUGAUUAUGCAUUUGCAAGAAAGAAGUCCAAAAAGAAACCUUCCAAGGGGAGGGGCCGAUAUGCCGUGGCAUCAGAUUCAGAUUUUGUGUCCUCCGGGGAAUCUGGUUAUGAGUACACAAUCUCGGAGGAGGAGAGAGAGCAGGUAAGAGAAGCCAGCAAAUUACUGAGUACCACCUCUAGGGCUGUAUCGUCCUCAAGACAAACUCAGGUCGCCGAAGAUUUGCCUCCCAUUCGGAAAUCUCUGGUGAAGAAAGGUAAAGAGAAGCUAGAGGUGGUGAAAAUGGAAGUCAUAAAGCAUGUCUGUCUGAUUUGUCUAUCUGAGGAAGACAGGCGCAGACUGAGGGGCACUCUAGACUGUUGCAGUCACUAUUUCUGUUUCACCUGCAUAAUGGAGUGGUCUAAAGUAGAAUCCCGUUGCCCAUUGUGCAAGCAGCGGGCUUGUUUGAGAGAAGUUGUGAUACCCGUACCUGAACGCGAUCAGGUCUAUCAACCGACUGAAGAAGAGCUCAGGAGUUAUCUUGAUCCUUAUGAAAAUGUAAUUUGCACAGAAUGCCGCCAAGGUGGAGACGAUGGGCUUAUGUUGCUCUGUGAUCUAUGUGAUUCGUCUGCUCAUACUUACUGUGUUGGUCUUGGUCGGGAAGUACCUGAAGGAAACUGGUAUUGUGAAGGUUGCAGAUCCGUUGCUCUAGGUUCGCCUACCUCCCGGGCCCAUGGGAUUCCGUCUGAGCUAAGAACAACCAACGGCUGGUACAAUAGACCAUCACCACCUGUAAUUCCCGUUGUUUCUCUGGAAGCUUCUCUGCUAACCUCCCCUCGUACGCCAUUUUUCCAUGGAUUUGAGAACAUUUUGUCCCCAAGGCUUCCAAAUGGUGAUGUUCUAGGAUCUUUUCCAUCUGGUUCAGGGACACCCACGUUAUCAAGGAGACGCUCACUUCAUCGACACAUACAAAAUAUAAUCAAUAGCAAUAGGCUUAACAGUAUGGCUGGUAGAACUGAUGGAACGUCGGUUGCUAACUCAAGUAAUGGGUUUGCGGCUGUGCAUAUUGAUCAUGGCAGGGAAUCAGAAUCCCCUCAACCCGUGAAAACUCACGAAACGAGUAUGCCAUUGUGUACAAUCAUCGAGGAAAGAGAAAGGGAUAACAAUAGGUCGUCUUCUAUUAGCGGAACUGAGCUUGUGUCUUCAAGGCCUGAUCAUUUGAGAAGAGAAGAGGCUGUUCGAAAUCCAUCUAAUAGUUCAUCGGGACUGUGGCCUGGACUUGCUGACGCUGGUCCCGUGGCUUGUAAUCGGCAACAUCAGCUCGGCUACUUGCCAAACACAGUGUCUGUCUUUAGAGUGACACCAGAAGGAGAUCGCUCCAUAGAAAGGGAACAACUGCAACUAACAGUUACAACCCAUCUGAAGAACUUAUCCAGACAAAUCGACUUAGGACAAGCAACGUUCAACGAGAUUGCCACGUGUUCGAUACACACGAUACUCGCGGCCUGUGGACUCGAGCACCGGAGCAGUGAAGUACAUGUUGUCACGCCGCCGGUGACGUGUCCCCAUGGUGGCGGCAUUGCCGUAGAGAUGGGCAGCAGCAGCAUGAUGAAAGGCUGUUGCUCUUCUUGUUUUGAUUCUUUUGUAAAAGAUGUUGUUAAGACCAUCAUGGAGACAAGACAACCCCAUUGGUUGAGUUUAGGUCUUUAGAUCUUCCUUUAGAUUUUUUAGAAUUAUAAAUUUAUAUUUUUUUUUCAUAUAAAUUUGGUACAUUCAGAUUCAAGAUUUAUCCCUUCUGUUGUCUAAUUUGUUCCGUACGGCUACACGUUUCAUUUUCCUUUA
Tarenaya hassleriana is the source of this 3144-nucleotide messenger RNA. RefSeq names its product tyrosine-protein kinase BAZ1B. The coding region runs from base 412 to 3012 and encodes 866 amino acids. The record is from RefSeq and is a predicted model, not a curated record. Lineage: Eukaryota; Viridiplantae; Streptophyta; Magnoliopsida; Brassicales; Cleomaceae. The transcript has 4 exons.